AUGUUAUAUAACAAUUUAAAAAGGGUGCCAUCAGCAGUCCCGCCGGCAUUCUCACCAACUCUGCUGCGCCCAGCAUUUCCACAGAGGAUUUCGUCCGCCAAUCCCCAGCAUAUGGCUCCAAUCACCAGCCAAGCCUCGGAUCGGUCUCUCGCAAUACACUCGAAUGAAGAUAGCCUGGAGAUCCGCCAGAAAUAUCGACCAUUUAUCUUGAGCGACAAUGUCACCGAUGACUGGGUCAGCAACCUAGACCUAACCACCGUAACAGAACUGGCUGAACAAAAUCUGAAAGCUACAAACGAAAGAUUGAAAGUGCUAGUCCUCUACGGCAGUCUUCGAAAGAGAUCAUAUUCCAAAUUGGUAGCCUUGGAAGCCUCCCGCAUUCUAUUCCGACUCGGCUGUGACGUACGCGUCUUCGAUCCCGAAGGUCUCCCAAUGAAGAACGAAACCGACGUCAGCCAUCCCAAAGUCCAGGAGCUCCGCGAGUUGAGUGUAUGGAGUGAUGGACACGUCUGGGUUUCUCCCGAACAACAUGGGAAUUUGACCGCCGUGUUCAAGAACCAGAUUGACUGGAUCCCCUUGUCCACUGGAAGUGUCCGUCCUACGCAAGGACGCACACUGGCUGUUGCCCAAGUAUGUGGCGGGUCCCAGUCGUUCAAUGCCGUCAACUCUUUGCGUAUUCUGGGUCGGUGGAUGCGGAUGUUUACCAUUCCGAAUCAGUCCUCGAUUCCUAGGGCGUACACGCAGUUUCCUGAUGAAGGUCAGCCUGGAGACCAGCGGCUUAUGCCGAGUGGGAACCGGGAUCGUUUGGUGGAUUGCAUGGAGGAAUUCGUCAAGUAUACGAUUCUGAUGCGGCCUCAUAUUGGGAUCUUUGCGGAUCGCUUUAGUGAACGGGAAGAGAGGAAGGUUAAGGAGGCCAAGAUGAAUGGCUCUGCAACUCAAUAG
Molecule: messenger RNA, 942 nt
Organism: Penicillium bovifimosum
Lineage: Eukaryota; Fungi; Ascomycota; Eurotiomycetes; Eurotiales; Aspergillaceae
Exons: 2
Coding region: 1-942 (313 amino acids)
Molecular function (GO): oxidoreductase activity
Source: RefSeq, a predicted model, not a curated record